Messenger RNA from Pan troglodytes (chimpanzee), 5811 nucleotides. RefSeq names its product modulator of VRAC current 1 (gene MLC1). NCBI's taxonomy places the organism in Eukaryota, Metazoa, Chordata, Mammalia, Primates, Hominidae. The record is from RefSeq and is a predicted model, not a curated record. Gene Ontology annotation, biological process: regulation of response to osmotic stress. Bases 2508 to 3641 code for a protein of 377 amino acids. The transcript is spliced from 12 exons. Gene Ontology annotation, cellular component: endoplasmic reticulum; cytoplasmic vesicle; plasma membrane.
CAUACCCACAGGUGCUGGCACCUGGCUGUCCUACCUGUAUCCCCCUUUCAUGGUCCUCGCCUGCCCUCCCCCACCUGUGGCCUUUGCUUCAACUCUGCCAGCCUCCCCUCCCUGCCUCCUUCUCACUGAGGCCUGCCCUGGCCCCUGCAAACAGCAGCCCCUCAUUUCUCUCCCCUGACUUCUUUUCCCUCAUAGAGGAAAUCAUGUGUGUCACUGGAUGCAUUAGUCUGUUCUCACGCUGCUAUAAGGACAUACCCAAGACUGGGUAAUUUUAGACUCAAGUCCUUAUAAAGGAAAGAGCUUUAAUUGACUCACAGUUCCACAGGGCUGAGGAUGCCUCAGGAAACUUACAAUCAUGGUGGAAGGGGAAGCAAACAUGUCCUUCUUCACAAGGUGGCAGGAAGGAGAAGUCUUGAGCAAAAGCGGGGAAAGCCCCUUAUAAAAGACCAUCAGAUCUCAUGAGAACUCACUCAUUGUCAGGAGAACAGCAGCGUGGGGGUAACCACCCCCAUGAUUCAAUUACCUCCCACCGGGCCCCUUCCACGACACGUAGGAAUUAUGGGAAUUACAAUUCAAGAUGAGAUUUGAGUGGGGACACAGCCAAACCAUAUCACUGUAUAACACACUAAUUAGUUUAUCCUGUGCACUCCUGUGCCCCCAAUGAAUGUGAACAGCCUAUAGGACGGACGUCACUUCUUUGUCCACCCCAUAAAUGUUUGUUGAAUGUUGAAUGAUGAUGGGACAUCAGCAGGCAGAGGGAUGAAGGGCAUUUUAGGAGCAAGAAUUUGUUGGAAGAUUGUAUGAAAGAACAGGGUCUGUGCUAGAAACUAGUGUUGCCAACAGAAACCUGGGAGCAUUUCUCAAGUGAUGACUUAUGAUCUGGGAAGCUGAGGGAUUGCCUCUGCAACCUCUGGUUCAGGGCAGCUUGUUUGUAUUUCUAAGUGGAGAACAACUUUUGAAAGAAAAAAAUGUUGAAAUCCGAUUAACAUUUUUUUCCAAACAAAAAGAAACACAGGAGGAUUCGAUCCAGUUAGACCCAUUCCCACUAAUCCCGUUUGUCGCUUUAAAAGAUAGUGAAGUUUGGGAGGUUUCUCAAUCCAUUAAAAUGAGUUCUUGACUUCACAGAUUAUAAUUUUUGAAAAUUAUUUCUCAUCCUUGCUUGAUUGAAAUGAAGACAACAGAACAUUGGCUGUGGGGGCUGGCACAAAAUUAACUAACCCUAAAAUACUAGUAUAGCUUAAACUUUCGUUUAUUGCUAAAAAUUUAUCACUGCUGUUUCCUGUGGGGGUGUGGUUGAGCAAAGUGUUUUGAGCUGCAUUUAUGCGUACUUGACACUUACGCAUUUUGAUCGAGGUGAUUUAGUGGGCAUUUUCACUGGGACAGGGAUGCUUGUAUGUGUAAUCUUAUUAAAGCUAAUAAAAACUUACUAAAAGCUAAUAAAAGCUUACUAAAAGCUUCUUGCUUGAUUGAAACGAAGACAACAGAACAUCCCAUGGUCUGGAACCUGAUGACUUUGCUCAAGUUUUAAUGUGGGUUCAUGGUUUAAGGAGCUGGUUUUUCAGAAACUUUAGUUUGAGCCUUUUUACAAUGUGCACAAAGAACCCGUUGCUGUAGCUGUCAGGGUGCCAGUGUCUCUGGGCGACACACAUUGCUGUGGUUUUUCUCCGCUUGGUGAGCAGAGAUAAAGGGGGCAGCAGGACCGGGCCCACCAGCCAUCCGGGCUGCCCACGCAAACCACAGGGCCGAAUCCGGAGCCGCCCAAGGGCCACACAGCUAAGCCGAGUGCGUGAAUGCUUAUGUGACCGUGUGAAGGAGAUUCCCACCGCGUGGCUGUGGGGGAUGGAAAAAGGCUGCUUGGAAAGAUGUAGAAGACCUUCGAGUAAACAGUUACAUUUCAGAAACAGGGCCUGCUCAGAAUGUGUACUUGGUGGGAUUCUAUUCUUAGGGACGCUUCUUUCUUCUGAGAUACCCGAGCUCUGUGGCGAGUGGCACAGGCAGGCCCCCUUCCUUUCCUAGUUGGGUUCUGACAGCUCCGAGGCAGUGGUUUACACAACCGACACGAAACAUUUCUAGGAUCCACCCGAUUCCUCCCCUCAUUGAUAUUCAGGAAGCAGCUCUCCUUCCCCUGCCUUCAGCUCAAGUUUGCUGAGCUUUUGUUUCAUUUGUGAAUACUUCUUGCUGGAAGUCCCUCACCCAGAGACCAGUGCUCCCAACGGCAGAGCAGCGGGGGAGGUAAGUGCUCAGACAUUAAGCCGUUAAGUAGAGGCAUGUUUUGCAAUCUCUCGUUUAGCUACCAAUUGGAGCAGUUUAAUGUGCUUGAGUCCCCGGCGUGAUGUGUUCAUGGACGAAGUUGCCGAUGGAUGUUGUCAGGUGUUGCACCUGGAGGGCCCAGAUGGAUCAAUGAGGCAUUUAAAGUGUAGAAUCUCACCCUGAACCCAGACUAUUCAGAUAAAGAACUGGUGACACGUGGCUGUACAUUCAGCACAGCUGUGGUGUCCCCAAGUGCCAUGACCCAGGAGCCAUUCAGAGAGGAGCUGGCCUAUGACCGGAUGCCCACGCUGGAGCGGGGCCGGCAAGACCCCGCCAGCUACGCCCCGGACGCGAAGCCGAGCGACCUGCAGCUGUCGAAGAGACUGCCCCCCUGCUUCAGCCACAAGACGUGGGUCUUCUCUGUGCUGAUGGGGAGCUGCCUCCUGGUGACCUCGGGGUUUUCGCUGUACCUGGGGAACGUGUUCCCGGCUGAGAUGGAUUACUUGCGCUGUGCUGCAGGCUCUUGCAUCCCCUCGGCAAUUGUGAGCUUCACCGUCUCCAGGAGGAACGCCAAUGUGAUUCCCAACUUUCAGAUAUUGUUUGUUUCCACGUUUGCUGUGACCACUACAUGUUUAAUUUGGUUUGGAUGCAAACUAGUCCUGAACCCAUCAGCAAUAAAUAUCAACUUCAAUCUCAUCCUGCUGCUCCUGCUGGAGCUGCUCAUGGCGGCCACGGUGAUCAUCGCUGCACGGUCCAGCGAGGAGGACUGCAAGAAAAAGAAGGGCUCCAUGUCUGACAGCGCCAACAUUCUGGACGAAGUGCCAUUUCCUGCUCGGGUCCUGAAAUCUUAUUCAGUCGUCGAGGUAAUCGCAGGCAUCUCUGCCGUCCUCGGGGGGAUCAUUGCCCUGAACGUGGAUGACUCAGUUUCAGGCCCACACCUCUCAGUGACGUUCUUUUGGAUCCUAGUGGCCUGCUUUCCAAGUGCCAUUGCCAGUCAUGUGGCAGCAGAGUGGCCCAGCAAGUGUCUGGUGGAGGUCCUGAUUGCCAUAAGCAGCCUCACAUCUCCGCUGCUGUUCACAGCCUCUGGAUAUCUGUCAUUCAGCAUCAUGAGAAUCGUGGAGAUGUUUAAGGAUUACCCGCCAGCCAUAAAACCAUCCUACGAUGUGCUGCUGCUGCUGCUGCUGCUGGUGCUCCUGCUGCAGGCCGGCCUCAACACGGGCACCGCCAUCCAGUGCGUGCGCUUCAAGGUCAGCGCGAGGCUGCAGGGUGCAUCCUGGGACACCCAGAGCGGCCCGCAGGAGCGCCUGGCUGGGGAGGUGGCCAGGAGCCCCCUGAAGGAGUUUGACAAGGAGAAAGCCUGGAGAGCCGUCGUGGUGCAAAUGGCCCAGUGACCCCCAGACGCGGAAACCGGGUGGCAGCGCCCAGCCUGGCCCCAAGCAUGGAAACGCACAACCCCUAAUCGCCCUGAGCUACUGCUUCUAACACCUCUUUUCCCUUGUGUGAGGGCAAACCAGGCUGCAGGUGGGGUUUUCACUUCCUAGGGUAGUUUAAUUUUAAAAUAGGCCAAUGUUGGCUAGUCUGUGCCUCAGUGAGAUCAGUCAGCUCCGAGUGGCUCCCGUGUCGUAACAGCAGGAGCAUGGCCGCAACUUCCCAGGCCGAGGAAGGGCCCCCGGCUCGGCCUCUUUAGAGCCCCACCCCUGAGCUGGCCCCAGCUCCUCUUCCUGCCUCUCUCAUGGCUUGGGCUGGAGUGGGCUCUCUGGACCUGACCGGGGGUCAGACUGUGGGUCCCUGCGUCUCCUGUCCACUCUGACCGGGCUUCCUCCCUCCACGCUUAGGGUCUGUCCCGGGUACUCAGUCAGCCCAGUGGGAUCUUACCCACUUCCCUGCAAGGUGCACCUGCCCCAGGCUCAGGCUGCCCAGCGGCUCUUCCUGGACAGUGAGAGCAGGGCUGGGCGCCUCUGUCCUGGCCCGGGAGCCGCAGGGGCCCCUCCUCCAGAGCCUGGGCGCAAGCGACACAGGCUGCCGCUGCUCUCCCAGGUGAAAUCCACACCAGUCCACGCCGGGUCGCCUGCCCUGUCUCCCUACUUAGACCCAGUCAUUCUAGAGGGAUCCACCGCCACACUGGCUGGCCCACGUCCUGGGCACGGCCCACGUCCUGGGUGCUGUCAUGCCCAGCUUGGAGUGCCACAUGGCCGCUGCCCACGUCCCGGGCACUGUCGUGCCCAGCUUGGAGUGCCACGUGGCCGCUGCUGUGACAGGCAGUGUUCUUGGGGGUGGGGCUGCAUCCAAGGCUUUGUAAACCGGCUGGACCACGUCUCCCUGGCCCCAGUGACCGGGGGGAAGCUGAGCCCCUCCCUCCUGUGUUUGCUCCCAUUACUCAAAAUGCAGGACAGAUCAGGUCAGAGCCCAGGAAUUCUCACAGGUUCACCCAGCGCCCUCUACCUCCUAGCAAGUACUUUGUCUUGAUCCUCACUGAGAAGUCACCAGGGCAGCGGUCUUCUCCAUCUCUGCUGUUUUGGGGUCUUAGGGUACAGCCCAAGCAGUCACUGCCCACCUGCCAGACUGCAGGGACAGUUGGGCGUGAGAAUAACACUGGCUUUGGGUAGUGCCAUGGCCAGGAGUGGGUUUCCCUGCGUCUCCUCGUCCCGAGGGCGCCUGGGUCCUCCCAGCUGACACGGCAGUAAAUCCGCAGUGAGAUGGGGCGACUGUGAAACUGGGAAUGCUGUUACUUUGACAAUUACUUUCCAGCAGGUGUUUUCCUUCACAAUGGUUUUGUUUCUUUCCUUCUGAUCUGAGAAGACAUGAACGUUUUCUCUUCACCGCCGUGGGGUGUAUUGACUGGUCCCCCAUGGGCUGCUGGAAAGGCCCGGAGAUGCAUCUGUGGCCUGGGGCCAUCAAGAUCAAAGAACCAGGAGGCCUGGGAGAUGCAGCUGGAUGGGGCGGCCUGCAGACCCUGCCAGGGGGUUUGAGGACCCUCCCAGGUUUCCCACUGCGGAACAGGAGUGACUCUGGCUGCCAAGAUACCUUCAUGGUGUUCAUGACAAGUGGAAUCAUUAUUUUCAACCAUUCAGGGGGGAUGCAGGCAAGACACCUUCCCAGCUGCUCCUAAAGGGGACAAGCCAGGCCCUCUCUGCAGUCCUCGGCAGCUCCAGAAGGACACAGUCAGGGGCCGGGCAAACACUUUGGCCACAGCCCCAAACAAGCGCCACCGUGGGAGAGGAGAGGCCGCUGUCACUGGCACCAGAUGCAGACCCCACCCUGUCUGCAGGCCACCCCCACCUCCCUGCAGCUUUGAGGCUGGCGGGGUCUGCCCCUGGGAAUGGGGUGGGAGCCACAGGGACGGCCCGGGGCGGGCUGAUGUCUUCUUGGGGGCAGACCAGAGAGCUCAAGUUUCAGAGUCAGAAUUAGGCACUUGGAGCGUUUUUGCUGGCUUGCACUUUCUUAUUUUCUUAUUUUAGAGCGCUUAAAAAAUCCGGAAAAAUGGGGUUUAAAAGAACUGUCUCUUUCAGUCUACAUUUUUGUUUAAUACGCUUGAGCAAUAAACGCUGACUUGCAGACGUG